GGAUUCAACUUUUGGCGGGCCGAUCAUCCUCGAAGGGGAAUUGGAUUCUUGAAGGGAAACAAAGGCAGGAGGAUCGUGGUCUUCUCGAAUUCUUUAGCGGAAAUCGUCGGAUUUCAGAGUAUUCAAUCCCGAAAUCUGAACCACGAACUGCUUAGAAUGCACCAUGCAGAGAUUAAAGGCCUCGGGAACUUCGAUUAUACGCUCGAUUGCAGUUCCUAGGUUGAAGAGGAAGGCCGUGAAUUCAUUGACGGCCGUACAGGAUACUUUCUAUUCUACCAAGGAUGUAUUCGAAAGGCAUAGGGUGGUUUUUACAGUGGGGACUUCUAUUGCAUCUGUUGCAACUGCCUGGUUCGGUUACACUUUACGCCACUAUCAUGAUGUUCAAGUUGACAAAAGGCUUGAAUCUAUUGAGGAAGCUAUGAGAAAAAAGCAUCAACUUGAGCAUUCGGAAGUUGCAAAGGCUGUUAAUGUUGGAAAGAUCAGUACUCCUGCUUGCUUUGCAACUGCUGGAACUUCUUUGAUCAUUGGAUAUUGCUUGGGAUGGCGAGGUGGGAAACGUUACGCCAACAAGCAAUUUAGACGAGAGCAGAUGAAGUUAUUGGGGGAGGCAAAACCUAGAUGGCAAUUGCUCACGAGGGUGAUUACAAACGAUGGGUUUAUACUCAGCAUGCAGAGAAUCCCAUCGGGAGGACGGACGAGUUCAGCCAAUGGGCCUCCAGUUCUGCUACAACAUGGUCUUCUAAUGGAUGCGGCAACAUGGCUGUUGCUUCCUCCAGAAAGUUCUUUGGCAUUCGUUUUGGCAGAUAAAGGAUUUGAUGUGUGGCUUGCCAACACCCGUGGAACUAAAUUUAGCCAAGGACAUACCUCACUAGGCCCUGAUGAUCCUGGCUUCUGGGAUUGGUCAUGGGAUGAAUUGGUAGCUUUUGAUCUCCCUGCCACUCUCCAAUAUGUUCAUAAUCGUACUGGGCAGAAUAUGCACUAUGUUGGACACUCAUUGGGAACAUUGAUUGCUCUUGCUGCAUUUUCCAAACACCAAUUGCUUGACAUGUUGAUAUCAGCUGCUUUGAUUAGCCCAAUUGCCCAUUUGGGUGAUGUAACCUCCCCAAUUGCGAGAAACGCUGCUGAUAACUUUCUCGGUGAGGUCUUGUUCUGGUUGGGUGUCAAAGAGUUUGAUCCAAGAGGGAAGGCUGCAGUUCAGCUUCUUGUUGAAGUCUGUGCAAAGCCAGGAGUUGAUUGUAUCAACUUGUUGACAUCUUUCACAGGCCAGAAUUGCUGUCUCAAUCCAUCUGUAUCUCAAAACUUUCUAAUCCAUGAGCCUCAGCCAACGGCAACAAAGAACAUGAUCCAUUUGUCUCAGAUGAUCAGAAGUGGAACCAUAGCAAUGUACGACUACGUUGACGUGAUCGAAAACAUUAAACACUAUGGGCAAUCGACUCCUCCAACGUACAAUAUGACAAGCAUUCCUAAUGACUUCCCUCUCUUUCUUAGCUAUGGAGGUGCUGAUGCCUUGUCCGAUGUCAACGAUGUGCAACUCUUGUUGGAUAACUUCAAAGAUCACGACGGAGAUAAGCUCGUCGUUCAGUUUAGAGAAGAUUAUGCUCAUGCUGAUUUUGUCAUGGGAGAAAACGCUAAGCAAGUUGUGUAUGAUCCUCUUAUCGCUUUCUUUAUGCUUCAAUGAAUAUGUUCAUGUUGUGUGAAUAUCAUGUCUAUACUCGAAUAUAUCUAAGUGCACUUAGUCGUUGGUGUCGAUUGACUUGUAGAACGAUGACUAGUAGGAAAUAUUGCAUCGGUCGACAGAGGUUAUGGGUCGGCUUUAGAUUGUAACUUGUUAUGUAAGUAUAGAAAGAAUGAUUUUUGCUGUUA
Molecule: messenger RNA, 1863 nt
Organism: Cucurbita moschata (crookneck pumpkin)
Lineage: Eukaryota; Viridiplantae; Streptophyta; Magnoliopsida; Cucurbitales; Cucurbitaceae
Product: triacylglycerol lipase 2-like
Exons: 13
Coding region: 164-1678 (504 amino acids)
Biological process (GO): lipid metabolic process
Source: RefSeq, a predicted model, not a curated record